AUGUCUUUUGCUUCGAAGCGCAAGCCGCGCAUUAUCCAGACGUUCGAAGACGACAAUCCAGACCAAGCCAGCGGGUCUUCAGACAAAUCCAAAGAUGCCUCAAGCCAAGAUGCACCAUCAAUACCGCUGAAAUUUGGCAAACGCCCCCUUAAAUCAUCCUCCCUCCGUCGCAGCAUCAACGUCAACGACGACCAAGACACCGAGUCCGGCGGCACACCCACCCCAGCACCCAGCACAACAAAGAACGGCGAUGACGGCGAUGGCCCGGUGGUCGUGCGGCCAAUGCUUGGUCGUUCGGGAUCAACAAAGCUGAAGAAGCGCGCAUCCUCGUCGCGCCUCUCCUUCGGGCCCAGCGCCGAGGCGCCUGCGGACGACGGCGAUGGCGGGGCGGCCCUGUCCACGCCCAAGAAGAGCUCGCUGGGGCAGAAGGCCGUGGAGAACAGUGCAUUCAAGAAGUCAAUAUCGCGGCAGAGGCUACCGAUCAGGGAUGCGGACGAGGACCGGCCGCGGUAUAGCAAGGAGUACCUCGACGAGCUGCAGAGCUCGACGCCCAACACCCCGCAAAACCUAGCGUCGCUGCGGAUAGCCGAUGAGGACGAGAUGGACCUGGACCCCUCCGAGCUCGAGGGCGCAAUGGUGGUCGAGUCGACUGAGCUUGCGCCGGCUAACGCCGCUGGGAGCUCGGCACCGCACAUCCUGACCGAGGCAGAAAUCAGGGAAAAGAAGGAGCGGAGGGCGAGAUUAGCGCGGGAACAGGACUACAUGCCGCUAGACGGCUCCGACGACGAGGCGAACAGGAGCUACAUCUCGUUGCUACCGGGGAAGAAGAAGGACGAGACGAGGCUCGUCCGCGAAGACGAGGACCUCGGCGAGGGAUUCGACGAGUUCGUAGAGGACGAGGGUCUCUCGCUGGGUAGGAAAGCCGAGCGCGAAGCCCGCAAGCGGCGCAAGGCCGAGAUGGCCGAGCUCAUCAACGCGGCCGAGGACGGCGAGGACCAGGACAGCGACGACUCAGAAGCGGAGCGCAGGGCAGCGUACGAAGCGGCGCAGACGAGGGCGGGCAUGGACGGCCUGACGAAGGCGGCAGCGCAGAACGGCGACGGCGACGGCCUCGGCAGCACGGGCCCCGUCAUGAUACCCAAGAUGAAGCCGCUGCCGGAGCUGGCCGACUGCCUCGCGCGCAUGCAGAGCAUCGUCCAGGGGCUCGAGGACGAGGUCACCAAGAAGCGCAAGAAGAUGGCCGAGCUGGAGCGGGAGAAGCAGGAGAUUCUCGACCGCGAGAAGGAAGUGCAGGACAUCCUGGACAAGGCCGGGCAGAAGUACCAGUCUGUCAUGGGCAGUGCGGAUGCUGUCAAGCUGGCCACGCAGUCGCCGCUGAGAGCGAUCCCGCCUGGGCUGGCUGGUGAUAUCCCCGUGGAGCGCGGCCUGGAGAGCCUGGGGACGACGCCGACUAAGCGGCCCGAGGUGGAUGAGUUGUAG
This is a messenger RNA of Thyridium curvatum, 1479 nucleotides long. RefSeq lists its product as uncharacterized. The transcript is spliced from 2 exons. Gene Ontology annotation, biological process: spliceosomal complex disassembly; mRNA splicing, via spliceosome. Gene Ontology annotation, cellular component: nucleus; U2-type post-mRNA release spliceosomal complex. Gene Ontology annotation, molecular function: DNA binding. Lineage: Eukaryota; Fungi; Ascomycota; Sordariomycetes; Thyridiales; Thyridiaceae. The record is from RefSeq and is a predicted model, not a curated record. Bases 1 to 1479 code for a protein of 492 amino acids.